AUGUCGUAUGUCGAUGUUGUGCCAAAGGUGCUGAUGCUCAUGAUUUUGUUCAGCCUGAAUUCAGCCCUACCUCCAAUUGUCCCAAACAACACUUGUCAACCAAAGUAUACCAAAGAUGGGAAGGCAAUGUUCAUGUUAGAGCUGCCAGUCAUUACGGUAGGAAGUUCUGGAAAUCAAACCAUGGCAGAUGUGGCUGCUUUGGAAAAGAAGGUCCAUUAUCAGGAGAAGCUCCUCAACUCACAGGCAAUCCUGGUAAUGCAGCAGAAACAACAGCUAAGUCAGCAGGCUGCAAAAAUUAUGGAGAUGGAGAAAAUACUCCAUAAAUUGGAUGCCCUCACACCACCUGAAGACUGCCGAGACUUGCUGGUGUCUGGAAAAUCACCCAUUUCUGAUUCGCAGAUCACAGCUUCUUCUUCUUACAAUGCUGACCAUUACCCACCACGUUCAAGACUAUACACACUUACUUUUAAUGUGGGUGAUGGGGGAAGCUGGCAUGCUGCAAAAAGAGACAUGAACCAGUGGCUCCAGUUUGACUUUGGGAGAGUGAGAAAACUAACAGCAGUGUUAACUAAAGGACGGAAUGGCCAAGCCUGUUUCGUGACGGAAUACCAGGUGCAAUAUGGGAACAACACGUUGUUAAUGAGAGCUCUCCAUGAUGCUGAUGGAAAGAUUAAGACCUUCCAAGGCAACAUAGAUGAGGAUACCAUCCAGCAGAAUGUCCUUGACACUCCUGUGUAUGCCCGCUAUCUGCGUAUUAACCCAGUGUACUGGCAACAUCACAUUUGUAUGAGGGCAGAUGUUCUGGGCUGUUGA
This is a messenger RNA of Lingula anatina, 813 nucleotides long. Its product is annotated as lactadherin. The record is from RefSeq and is a predicted model, not a curated record. NCBI's taxonomy places the organism in Eukaryota, Metazoa, Brachiopoda, Lingulata, Lingulida, Lingulidae.